AGUUCCUGUUGAAUUUUACAAUCAAUUGUCCUGAACACUCUCCAGCCAUGAGUUCAUCAAGGCCGUACAUAGGCUGUAAAAUAGGGUUAAUUUCGAAAGCUCAAAAUCGUUAUGAGGGGAUUUUGUACACUAUUGAUAAGGUGAACUCCACAGUAGUGCUGGCAAAAGUCAAAUGUUUUGGAACGGAGGGACGCCCUACUGACAGACCAACACCGCCCAGAGAUGAUAUCUAUGAGUACAUCACUUUCAGGGGAAGUGAUAUUAAGGACAUCUCGCUGUGUGAACCUCCAAGAUCUCACCACGGCCUACCCCCAGAUCCCGCAAUAGUACAGUCAGCCAGUGUAGGCUCUCCAGGUGUGUACUCUGCUCUUGGACCAUUUAGCCCCCUAAGAAUGCCCGCCUACAACCAGCUUGCUGCCAGCUCUCUGCUUAACCAACAAUAUGCUGCAGCUCUUGGCCUUGGGUCUGUACUUCCAGGUUUACACAGCAGAAGAGGCCCAAUGGUGGAAAAGGCUGUUCAAACCCUCCAUGUGGACAGAUCCAGGCAGAGGGGAGGCUUGACUGCAUCUGAGGAGCGUGCACAGCAGUGGGAGAGAAUGAGGCCCCAGAGGCCCAGAGUAGAGAGUUCCCAGACCAGAAGGGGCACCGGAGCCAGCAUGAAGUCAGGCCCGGGUGUACCCAAUGCUCGGCCGGAAACUCGGCAGCAGAAUUAUGAAAACAGGCCACCACCUAGAGGAAGACAAGCUUGGCGGCGCAGAAACCGUAGUAGAGGCCAGCUGAUGUCGGCUCACGUGCCAUCUGCCAUCCUUAAGUUUGACACAGACUUUGAUUUUGAUUCUUCGAAUGCACAGUUUAUUAAGGAGGAGCUGGAGAGGGAGGUGCGGGACAUGAUUAAAGAUGGAAAUCAUGAGGUGACGGCGAAGGAAAAGGAGGGAUUGCACUCGACUGCAGAGGAUAAUCUCUUUGGCCCAAAGUGCUACUACGACAAAACAAAGUCUUUCUAUGACAACAUCUCUUCGGAUAAUAAGUUCAGACUAACAUGGGCGGAGGAGCGGAAGCGCAAUCUGGAGACUUUUGGGGUCCCUGGGCGGUUCCUGAGGGGCCAAGGCUUCAGAGGUGGCUACACUGGACGCAGAGGACGGGGCAGUGCUCAGACUGAAUCUUCCUACAGAACCAGGAGUGCACAGCUGUAGAGGUCUGAUAUUGAGGGGCACUAAAGCAACACCAUCCUCCUAUGAUGAUGGCUUCCUCGUGUGUAACAAAUGGGACUGUUGCCCAUUAUGAUAAGCAAAAGCAGCUGUUACAUAUUUUUUUUUUUUUUUUUAUUUGAUUUUUUUUUCUCCCUGAGGCUGUUAUCCUGCCCCAUUUUGCCAGGAUUGUAUUUUUAUUUAUUUUUUGUCAUAUGGCCCCAUUUUAAAACAUGGAUGCGUGCCUCACUAAAUGGUCCAACGUUUGUGACCAAUUGGUUUCCCCUCAGAAUAUUUCUUUGGUUCUACCAUUCAAUUGAAUGGGGUUCAAGUUUUUUGUUUUCUGCUACUUGGGAGGAAUUUUACUCCCAAACGUGUAUUAGUUUCUGGUUUAAAAAAAAACAAAAAAACAAUCUGGCUUUGGCUCCUGGAGUACAUGUAUACAAAUGAUGUAAACUAUAAAUAUUAACCUAAAAUGAACUGAAAUUAAAUGUAUUUAAAG
Molecule: messenger RNA, 1689 nt
Organism: Anoplopoma fimbria (sablefish)
Lineage: Eukaryota; Metazoa; Chordata; Actinopteri; Perciformes; Anoplopomatidae
Gene: lsm14b
Product: LSM family member 14B
Exons: 8
Coding region: 48-1193 (381 amino acids)
Molecular function (GO): mRNA binding
Source: RefSeq, a predicted model, not a curated record